CUUUCUAUUGAUUUUCUGAAGAUAUUUACUUCUUUUCUCGUCUCGGAAUUUAUAGUCAUGUUUUAACAGAUAGAAAAACCUUUAGUCGGCUAACAAUGGCAACAGCUCUGCCAGCGCCUUCUCUCGCCUAUGCUUCUUGCUCCGGCAGUGGGCAGCUCAGAACCUGCUCCUGUGCUUCAAUUCCACCCUCCAAAUCCAGUUUGAAGCGCUUCAGUGUCAGGGCACUCAAAGAAAAAACAGAGGAAACUAAAACUCCGUCUUCCUCUCCUUCGGCUGAGGAAAUUACGAAGAAGUAUGGCCUUGAGGCUGGUCUCUGGAAGAUAUUCAGGUCGAAAGAGGAAGGAAGGGAAGGAGCUGAGGAAGGAAAAUCAAAGGGCAAUCAAGCCAAGGAACUGCUAGCAAAGUAUGGAGGAGCAUAUUUGGCCACCUCCAUUAUUCUCUCUCUGAUCUCUUUCUCGAUCUGCUAUGCACUAAUUAGCGCUGGAAUUGAUGUCCAAACUUUGCUGCAAAAGGUGGGGAUUUCGACUGAUGCGACUGGGGAGAAAGUUGGUACCUUGGCUUUGGCAUAUGCUGCACACAAGGCUGCAUCUCCAAUAAGAUUCCCUCCAACGGUGGCUCUGACUCCCAUUGUUGCCAGUUGGAUUGGAAAGAAAGUUGAGAAAGAGAAAUAGCCUCUUUUUGGUACAACCAAUAUUGUUUCACAUGUAACAUAUCAUGGGAUUUUUCUUACUUCCAACUCCUGAUUAUAAAGGCAAAUGAUCUUCACGAC
Molecule: messenger RNA, 769 nt
Organism: Corylus avellana
Lineage: Eukaryota; Viridiplantae; Streptophyta; Magnoliopsida; Fagales; Betulaceae
Product: FAM210B-like protein
Cellular component (GO): chloroplast
Source: RefSeq, a predicted model, not a curated record